AUACAGAAUUGAAUCGUGCACAAACAAAAUUUCGUCUCUCUUUUAGGCACCGGUACCAGCACCACAGCGAGACACUGCACCACAGGAGCUUGUCAAUAGUCUGCAACGUGAAGCAGCCGAAGCUGCCGCGGCAGGCUCCAAGAAUGAGGAAGUGAUUGAGGAGCAGGACCAAGCAUUGGAGAAAUCUGGAGUCGAGAUGACCACUCAGGCUCCCUUGGGUGAUGUUCCCUCGACAGUAGUGCCAGAAGCUGAGGAGAAAGUCGUGGAUAUUACGAAUCUCAAACUGACUGACGAUCCGCUCUGCAAUUCCGAAGAUCUCAGAAAGCUCAUGCUUGAUAAUAUCGACGAUAAUUUAAACAGUUCAAAGCGAUUAAUUCAACUCGCAGCUGAGGCUCAGUUUGGAGGCAGAUUCGAUGUUAUUUGCGCCAAUGGAGAUUUCAGUUACGUAACGAACACAGAGCUGUUUUGCCAAGAAACUAAAGGUGAUAUCUCAUGCUAUACCUAUCGACAAUUAUAA
This is a messenger RNA of Strongylus vulgaris, 517 nucleotides long. The record is from the annotation of a GenBank genome assembly. NCBI's taxonomy places the organism in Eukaryota, Metazoa, Nematoda, Chromadorea, Rhabditida, Strongylidae.